Molecule: messenger RNA, 2626 nt
Organism: Argiope bruennichi
Lineage: Eukaryota; Metazoa; Arthropoda; Arachnida; Araneae; Araneidae
Product: dopamine D2-like receptor
Exons: 6
Coding region: 879-2459 (526 amino acids)
Biological process (GO): adenylate cyclase-activating adrenergic receptor signaling pathway
Cellular component (GO): membrane
Molecular function (GO): G protein-coupled receptor activity; dopamine neurotransmitter receptor activity, coupled via Gi/Go
Source: RefSeq, a predicted model, not a curated record
CGAAAAGGUUGUCCAGACAACUGGUUGGCAAUCAAUGUUUUUACAAAAGCCAAAUCUAGCUUUAGAAAUUAUAAAUUCACAUGAUUCAACACUACAAAAAUAUUGAUGAAAAUAAAAAAAACACAGCUGAAAUAUUCAUAUCAAAUAUCCAAACAAAAUUAUUGAUGAAUGACAUAAACGUGAAAGUGGCAGUUAAGAACGUUAUCACAGAUUCUGGAUAACGAACAAUUCAGAAUAUUUUCAAGAAUUUCUAUGUGGAUGAGAAGACAUAUGCUGCGGUCUUAAAUAUACUUGAAAUUCACCGUUUUAAACAUCUGAACAUCUUUCAUGAUUGUUUUUAUUUGACAAAAGAUUAAUAUUUCGAUCAUACAAAAUCCAUAUUUUAAUUCAAUAUUUCAACUAACAUUUAAGAUGAGUUCUGAUUUAAAAUUAAAACUUCUUUUCAACAAGAAUAAAUAUAACAUCAGAUUAUUUUGUAAAUUAACCACCGCCCUUCAAAGAUUAAUAAAAAUCAAACUUUACUUGUUCAAUAAAUAAGUUACCGAUUCGAAAUACAGUGACAACUUGUAUUAUUUUUGUAAAUACUUGCUCAUUUCAAAAAAACUUCCGUUCACAUAUAUUCCAUUAUUGUAGCACCCCAGAAAACUACAAAUAUCCUAAAAUUGAAAUACUUUAUCAAUUAUAAGUGUUCAUAUUUUCCGAAUUACGAAAUCAAGUGAUAGACAGUGAAGCUUUAUUUUUUGAGGACUGAAGAAAGGACAAUAGAUUACCGAUUAUUCAUUCGGUUAUAACUGAACUUGACAAAGUAACGAUCUAUCGAUAAACAAGUAAAAUAAUACUCCAAAUAAAGAGCCACUGCAUCAUACAAAAAGGCUGAAAUGUCUUUGAAUGCAGUGCCAUCUCUUGUGCUCGACCCAUUCAAUUCUUCAAAUGUGGAACUUGACGAGUCUUUUCUAGACUCUGACAGUUUCAACCUCAGUAUCACAUCGAACAACAUAUCUCACAAUGAAAGCUUCAUCGACGAAUACACAGGAACAGAGAAAGUGUUCUGGGCGUUACUUCUCUUGCCACUUCCACUGGUGGCAGUGCUUGGAAAUAUAUUGGUGAUCCUUAGUGUUUAUAAAGAAAAGAGUUUACAGACUGUGACAAAUUACUUCAUUGUGAGUUUGGCGUUCGCUGACCUACUAGUUGCAGCUGUCGUCAUGCCUUUUGCAGUUUAUGUACUGGUAAAUGGAGACUGGGAACUGAGCGACACGUUGUGUGACUUCUACAUUGCUGUGGACGUGACGUGCAGCACAGCUUCCAUUUUCAACUUAGUUGCCAUAAGCAUAGACAGGUAUAUUGCUGUAACGCAACCCAUAAAAUACUCUAAGCACAAGAAUAGUACAAGAGUUUCAUUGACUAUUGCUAUUGUCUGGCUUGUUUCUGCCGCCAUUGGAUCACCCAUAGUUCUGGGACUCAAUACAUCACCAGAGAGAACCCCACAGCUCUGCGUUUUCUAUAAUUCAGAUUUCAUCAUUUAUUCUUCACUCAGCUCCUUUUAUAUCCCAUGCAUUAUUAUGAUCUUCCUGUAUUACAAAAUUUUUAAGGCGAUUCACGAGCGUGCUAAGAAAAACAAGCGCAGGACUGGAAAUUCGGAAUCAGGAGGUUACCGCAGUACAGGCAAUUCAAGCCUUACUCCAGAAACCGCUGGAUCACAUAACAGGCAGACACAACCAAGCAGCUCAGGAGGUUACGGAAGCAAAGGUCUACAGAUUGUGGUGGAAAAAGACGGCUUUACUACGAACACUGGUAGUGGUAGUCAGGAAGACGACUAUGAUGACGAUACAGCUGGGGACGACAGUUACCGCCAAGAAUCUGUACGCGGUGCUACAGCAGCUUCAGCCAUGUUGCUCAGUGCAUUCAUGACAGAGACUAUCCGAAUCGAGAUACCAAUAAAUGGUAACACAGAUUCCGGAUAUGGCACUUCUCAUGUUGAGCAGGAGACUCAAUUCACUACUGAGCAGACUUCGCCAAAGCACAUUAUCUCUGGCAUUGACCUUGCUGCAGCUAGAGGUCAACUGAAAAGAAACGGUAUGUCCAAGAGGAAAGGCGACCGAGACGGAAGUGACAUGCCCGGAGGGAUAAAGAAAAAGUCGAGAUUUAAUCUAGGGAGAAGACACAAAAGCAGCCGGAAGAAAAGGGAGAAAGUGUCUGCAAAAAGGGAGAGAAAGGCAACUAAAACUCUUGCGAUAGUGUUAGGAAUGUUUCUCAUGUGUUGGGUGCCAUUUUUUACCUGCAACAUCUUAGAUGCCAUUUGCAUCAAAUUGGAAAAUGAUGAUUGGAGGCCAGGAAUGACCAUAUUUCUUCUCACAACAUGGUUAGGCUACAUCAACAGCUGUGUCAAUCCCGUUAUAUACACUAUUUUCAACAUGGAGUUCAGAAAGGCUUUCAAGAAACUUUUGAUUGAUUCGUGGUAAUGUCAUACCUCAAUAAUGAGUCAACCAACAUUCCUUGAAUCAACCGAGGAAGUGAAAUAUCUUCUGAAAACUCAGAAACAGUUAUUACUUAAAUAUUUACUUAUAUGCUGGAAUUUUAAAAACCCACCUAUUUUGAAAAAUUUGGAAAACAAACCUUUUCUUUUUGU